This is a messenger RNA of Protopolystoma xenopodis, 639 nucleotides long. The record is from the annotation of a GenBank genome assembly. Lineage: Eukaryota; Metazoa; Platyhelminthes; Monogenea; Polystomatidea; Polystomatidae.
AUGGCUAUCUUAAGAACACCUCCAAAGGUUUUUUUCGAGAAAAGAGCCUUUCCCACAAAUGAAGACUCCGAUAGGACAGCUGCCUCAUCCACCAAAGCCGACACUCGGUCAAAUCUGCGCAGAACCUCGGAAAAGCAAGUUGUGCUAUCACAUGAAAACCCAAUACCUUUGAAGUCAACCGCCAGGUCAGCAGAAGCGCCAACCUUAAAACCUAGUUAUCCACCUCCUGAGGGGUCUUUGGCUCGUCCCCUACCCCCUUACAAUUGCCUCUCGCCUCUACCCUCACCAUCCUAUCAUUCGUCUACGCCAAACACUCCGACAUCUCUCAUUCUCUCCUCCACAUCUCCCUCUCCUACCUCGUUUUCCCAUCUUCCACUGGCCACAUCCGCCUUACCUCUUGGUCUUAACCAACUUCUUUUCGCUGAAUGCCAAGAGUGGGUACGCUCGUUUCCGCAUUUUAGGGUCACUGGCCGUCAGCUGAUCGAACCGCAAGAUCGCGGUUUCUCAUAUCAUUCAAUGAACAGUCACUUGGAAGGUGAUGGUACAGUAUGGUCUAGCGAGCCAAAGGCGAUUACUCAAGUGACAGAACAUAAAGGCAAGUGUUCUUUUCUGACAUUUCUGAAAAGUUUAAUUGCAUAA